This is a messenger RNA of Bufo gargarizans (Asiatic toad), 2906 nucleotides long. It is a transcript of the gene WSB1, whose product is annotated as WD repeat and SOCS box containing 1. The transcript has 9 exons. The record is from RefSeq and is a predicted model, not a curated record. Gene Ontology annotation, molecular function: protein binding. Gene Ontology annotation, biological process: intracellular signal transduction. NCBI's taxonomy places the organism in Eukaryota, Metazoa, Chordata, Amphibia, Anura, Bufonidae. The coding region runs from base 148 to 1416 and encodes 422 amino acids.
GCCAUUUUGUAGUCAGUUGCUUGGAGUGCAGGCGUCGGGAGCGUUGGUGCGGAGGGAAGCGGUGUACAGUUUGGUUGUUGUGCGGUCUUCUGUUGUAGCCGGGUUCGCUGAGACACUUUCUUCCCUAGACGUCUGGUUCCUAUUUAGAUGGCAAGCUUUCCCGACUUUGUAAACGAAAAUGAAAUAGCAAGAUCUAGGAGCAUUGGGGAGCUGAUAUCACCGACUUCUCCGUUUGAGCAGAAGUAUGGCCGUGAAAAUUGGACAGUGGCUUUCGCUCCAGACGGCUCCUAUUUUGCUUGGUCUCAGGGUCAUCGUAUUGUGAAACUGGUUCCCUGGUCUCAGUGCCUUAAAAACUUUGCUGCUGGCAGUACAAAGAACAUUGUAAACUUGACAACUGGAAGACUAUCUAGACAGAACAGCGAUGCCGCACAAAGAAGCAGGCCUCAAGAGCAUUCCAUAGACUGCGGGGACAUUGUCUGGAGUCUGGCAUUUGGAUCAUCUGUACCAGAAAAACAGAGUAGCUGUGUGAAUAUAGAAUGGCACCGCUUCAAGUUUGGUCAAGACCAGCUGCUGCUUGCUACAGGGCUGAGCAAUGGGCGGAUCAAGAUAUGGGAUGUUUAUACAGGGAAGCUCCUCCUUAAUCUGAUGGAUCAUACCGAAAUUGUUAGAGAUUUAACUUUUGCCCCGGAUGGCAGCCUUAAACUGGUUUCUGCUUCCAGAGACAAAACUCUCAGGGUCUGGGACCUAAAGGAUGAUGGCAAUAUGAUGAAAGUGUUAAGGGGGCACCAGCACUGGGUGUAUUGCUGCACGUUCUCCCCCGACUCCUUAAUGUUGUGUUCCGUUGGCGCUGGGAAAGCUGUUUUUCUGUGGGACAUGGAUAAAUAUACUAUGAUCCGUAAGCUAGAAGGACACUUCAAUGAUGUGGUAGCUUGUGAAUUCUCUCCUGAUGGAGCUUUGUUAGCUACUGCAUCUUAUGAUACCAGAGUAUACGUCUGGGAUCCCCAUAUUGGGUCUAUUCUUUUUGAAUUUGGGCACUUAUUUCCCCCGCCAACGCCUAUAUUUGCAGGGGGAGAUAAUGGUCGCUGGGUGAGAUCAGUCUCAUUUAGCCACGAUGGGGUACAUAUUGCAAGCAUUGCCGAUGAUAAGUUGGUGAGAUUUUGGCGUAUUGAUCAGUCGCACCCUGUUGAAGCUGCACCUUUAAAUAAAGGUCUUUGCUGUGCCUUUUCUACUGACGGCAGUGUUCUAGCUGCUGGAACUCAGGAUGGGAACGUACACUUCUGGGCUGCACCCACUUAUGUUUCCAGCCUUCAGCACUUGUGUCGUAUGGCAAUAAGAAGAGUCAUGACUACAAAUCAUGUUCAGAAGCUGCCAGUGCCUCCGAAAGUUAUGGCAUUUCUCUCUUACCAAAUCAUAUAGGGAACUUUUGGGCGGUUUCUACAAUCUAGUUCCAUUUGUUGGGACUGGCGUUGUGCAAAUGUAUCACAAGCUUUAUGCUUUAAGGCUAGGGAAACAGUGACCUUUUAAGAGGUCCUUUCAUGGGUCCAGGCAUUAUGAAAUAAUUAGGGUGUUGUAUAGGGCAUAAUUCAUGGAUGUAAUAUCGCUUGCUAGUGUCUGUCAGGCGCUCUGUUUUCCCGCUGUGCCCCUGUUCACUUCUCCCACCGGGUAUGGAAAUGAAUAGCAUUGGUACAGGGAGGAGGAGACACCAGGGUUUCUAAAUGGGCAUCUCUUCCCUGGCUGCAGCGCGGUCCAAUCACAGCAGAGCGCGUCACAGCCAGGGAGAAUAAAAACUUGCAUUCUCCACUGUGAUUGGAUUAGUGCACAGCCAGGGAGAAGGAGACGCCCAUUAAGAAACCCUGGUGUCUCCGCCCUGUACUGAUAUUCAUUUGCAUACCAGGUGGGAGAAGUGAACUGGGCCACAGCGGGAAAACGGAGCGCCGUACAGACACUAGUAAGCGAUAUUACAACCAUGAAUUAUGCCCUAGACAACCCCUACUUAUUUCAUAAUGUUUGGACGCAUGAAACCAAGCAAGUAAAGAUUGUCAAUGUGGUCGCGUUACUACAUAUGUACUGUAGUGAAGCUUCUGCUGCUUUGCUUGGAGGACACAACUUACAAGCAGCUUUUCCAUUGUUCGCUGCCAGUCGCUUGUUACUCACCUGCGGCUUGUCACCAAUUUUUUUUUUUUUUAUAUUUAACGGGUAUUGAAAAUCCUAAAUCGUGCACAAUUCUCGGCCAAGUUGCACCCUAAAGUAGUUGAACACACUUUUUAUUUUUAUGGCACGUGAAGUUGCGCAACCAGAGUCAAUGUGUAGCCCUAGCCUGAAUGUUACAACAUAUUUGAAUAUUUAAAGUGCAGUAUUUAAACCUAUUAUGCAUUUGUAAUCACAUCUGAGCUUUAACUGUGAUUUAGGAGUGUAUGACAUUCAUUGAAGUUAGAAAUGGAAUGUGGACACAUGAUUUGUACAACUGUGAAACUGUAAAUAGCCGUAUGCUGUUGUGUGCUUAAUAUUUUUUCUUAUAAUGGCUGGCUUGUAGUUGGUGUCCUUUUUAUCUGUGUUAAAGCAGUAUGUUAAGUGUCUGUUGCGAGUUACUGUGGCACCUGGUGAUUUCAUGGUUGGAAAGAUAUAUCUGGCUAGGUUGUUUUUACUUUUUCGAAAGAAAAAAAAAAAAGAUUUUGAGUUUAGUAAGUUGUAGGUUGUGCCACAGUGUUCUAUGUAUGUACCCCAUGUAUAUAAUAAAGGGGCCUAUUUUGGUUAGCUGCCAAAGACGAGCAAAGUGUUCGCUGUUGCCUUCUGCUGUUUAUUGCACUUGCUGGUCUAUUGAAUGUAUGCAAUGCUUACAAUGCUAACCAUAUAUUUUUGUUUUAAUGUUGCCAAAAUGUUUUUAAAUAAACAAUUUUGUAUAUAAA